AUGACUUCCAAAGCUGCCCGGAUGGGCGAAGAGGUGUGGAAAACCCGGGUCGAAAAAAUCAACGCCGAAGUCGUAACCCUCGCCUACGGCACCAUCGUCGCCCAACUCUGCCGCGACCUCACCCUCCCCAACACCUCCUCCAAAACCGACUACACCGCCGUCAACACCGAGCUCGACCGCAUGGGCUAUAACAUCGGCAUGCGCCUGAUCGAAGACUUCCUCGCCAAGUCCAACACCGGCAGCUGCAGCAGCUUCCGCGAGACCGCCGAGAUCAUCUCGAAAGUCGGGUUCAAGAUCUUCAUGAACAUUACGCCUGUGGUGACGAACUGGAAUCAGGAAGGCAAGAGCUUUCAUUUGGUGUUUGAGGAGAAUCCUUUGGCGGACUUUGUGGAGUUGCCAGAUGAUGGGAGGGCGCAGGAUGAGUUGUGGUAUAGUAAUAUACUUUGUGGGGUCAUCAGAGGGGCGUUGGAGAUGGUGCAAAUGCAGGUCGAGGCGCAUUUCGUGAGUGAUGUUCUGCGUGGGAAUGAUACCACAGAGAUGCGUGUGACGCUGUUGCGUUACAUCGAAGAUGAGAUGCCUCCAGACGACGAAUAG
Messenger RNA from Zasmidium cellare ATCC 36951, 594 nucleotides. RefSeq lists its product as uncharacterized. The transcript has 4 exons. NCBI's taxonomy places the organism in Eukaryota, Fungi, Ascomycota, Dothideomycetes, Mycosphaerellales, Mycosphaerellaceae. The record is from RefSeq and is a predicted model, not a curated record. The coding region runs from base 1 to 594 and encodes 197 amino acids. Gene Ontology annotation, biological process: intra-Golgi vesicle-mediated transport; endoplasmic reticulum to Golgi vesicle-mediated transport. Gene Ontology annotation, cellular component: cis-Golgi network membrane; cytosol; TRAPP complex.